Molecule: messenger RNA, 2074 nt
Organism: Rhododendron vialii
Lineage: Eukaryota; Viridiplantae; Streptophyta; Magnoliopsida; Ericales; Ericaceae
Product: DEAD-box ATP-dependent RNA helicase 5
Exons: 7
Coding region: 111-1784 (557 amino acids)
Biological process (GO): P-body assembly; cytoplasmic stress granule assembly
Cellular component (GO): P-body; cytoplasmic stress granule
Molecular function (GO): ATP binding; mRNA binding
Source: RefSeq, a predicted model, not a curated record
UUUCCGUCAAAAUAUCAACCCUACACAGGAGGCCACUGUACCCAAAACCACGCAAAAACCUUCCAAGGUAGCCUCUCUCUCUCUCUCUCUCUCUCUCUCCUCUCACAACAAUGGCAAAGGGCGACGACGCAUUGAGGAGAAAGAAGAACAAACUAAACAGAAAGAAGCAGAGAGCCGAUGUUUCCGCCACGGUGUCUAAUCGCAUCGCCGCCAUAAUCGCCGCCAAAAAGCGCCGACUGACCGGCAAACGUCGAAAUUGUCAGGGAAUGUGUUUUAGCCUUCCUACGCCCGAGAAUCCCUUCAAUGACAAGUAUGAGAAAAGGGACAUCAAAGGAAAGGAAACAAAGAAACCUGUGCCUUCCAAGGCUGAUUGUAAGGUGGCUAUUAAUGGAAAUAGUGUGGCAUCAAAGAAAGGAACUCUUGGUAGAAAUCAUGUAAGCACAGAUCAUCAUCAACAGCAGGAAACGGUGAAAGGGAAUAAUUGGUGGGAUGACCCGACAAUGUCACUCAAAUCUAUAAAUAACAUGGGGAAGAAGAAUGUUGUCAAACAAGUAAAAGAGCAAGAUUUUGAACAAUCAGGUUGUCCAUCAAAGUUUCUAGCUCUGUGUUUGAAUUCGGUUCAAAAUGCAAUGCGACACAAUGGUUUCAGUGCUGAAGAGGACAAGCCUUUGUUUAUUGACAAAUGGGGAGUUGAGUUUUGGAAAUGCUAUUCAGUUGGAAAAGAUAUAUUGGAAACAAGCGGUGCUUGUUCUACAAUAGAGCAAAUUGCUUGGAUAGCUUCAACUGCUACUGAUAGCAUUGCAAGAAAGGAGAAAGAAGGUCUAUCACUAACGGGUCCGUUUCUUUUAUUCCUCGUACCUUCCCAAGAGAAGGCCAUUAAGGUACGCACCGUGUGCAAAUCUUUGAAGGGUCAUGGAAUACAUACUGCGAGUCUGCAUACUGGUACCUCCAUAGAUCAUCAAAUCCAUGGCCUAAAGAGUAUUGAGCCAGAGUUCCUUGUAUCUACACCUGAGAGACUGCUGGAGCUUGUUUCUUUGAAGGCCAUUGAUAUCUCUGGGGUAUCGUUACUGGUUGUUGAUGGGCUGGAGACACUUAUUAAAGGUGGCCACGGCGAUGUUAUUAAAUAUAUAAGGCAACAUAUAUCUACCAAUCCCCACACGGUGGUUUUCAGUGAUUGCUCAAGUAGCGCAUCUAUACCUCUUGUGCAAAACCUUCUUUGUGGAUCAAUUCGCAGAUUGUCAUUGAAUAAUUCUAUUAGCAGUCAAGGUGCAUGCAUUCUCCAAUCCAUACACGUUUGUGCGUCAGAAGAAGAAAAGAUAUUGAAGGGUAUUCAAGUUUUGGAUCAAGCUUGUGGUGAUCAACCUAAUCUGCAGCUUUCUAAGGUGCUAUUUGUAGUUGGUAAUGACAGCAAUUUUAAUCCUUUAGUUACUGCCAUCGAGUCUAAGGGUUACUCUGUCGCAGUAAAUUCAGCUCCUGGUUCAGAAAUUAAGAACAGAAAAAGAAGGCCCGCAGUACUUAUAUCCAAGGUGGAACAUAUCAAUACAAGUGAUUUUGGGGGAUUUGAACUAGUAAUAAUUUCAGAUUUCGUGCACUCGAUUGUUGAUUAUGUCCAGAUCCUGACGAGGAUGGCCCGCCACACAGUCAGUGGUGCGUUGCAUAGCUUUUUAACAACCGAGAAUGCAACACUCAUCGAACAACUGAUUGAAAUCCUUGAAAGAUGUGGGCAAGCAGUGCCCGGUGCUGUAAGAAAUCUCUGUCAGUCUAUUUCCAUGGUCGAAGGAUGAACUCUAAAGAUGACUCCAUGUUUUUUUUUCUACAACCGUUCGUCAGUUGACAAAAGAUGUUUUUUUUUCUACAACCGUUCGUCAGUUGACAAAAGAGCAAGUGACAGAAAUUUUGUGAGUUUAUGUGCUGUUUACCGUCGUAAGGGAGAUUUUCUUUUCUACUUUCGAAUCUUUGUUAGUCGGAAAAAAUCCCGGGUAAGAAUGUAUAAGAACCCAAGAUCCAAGAGUUCAGAUUGAAAUUGUGAACUGCAUAAAAUGAUUUGGGUAUUGUAUUCAUUUUGAUUAGUGUA